CUAUUUUCCCAAUAAAUUACCAGAUUAUGUCAAACAAAAAACAAUCAAACAAGGAUUCCACAGUUCUUUUGGGGUUUCCAGAUGAAGAAAUAGAGCUUGAUAAUGAUGCUUAUGCUACAAAAAUAGGUGGUCUACCUAUCUGGCUCGAUCCCAAAACGCCACCUUCAUCACAAAUUUGUCACUGCAAAAUUUGUAAGCAACCGAUGUAUUUAAUAUUUCAAACAUAUGCACCCUUACCAGAUUCACCCUACCAUCGAGUGAUGUAUGUGUGGGCUUGUAACAAACGAUCCUGCAUGAGGAAAGAAGGAAGCUUUAAAGUUCUGCGCUCACACUUGGUAGACGAAGUAUAUUUAAAAGCUCAGCGUCAGAAAGAGGCAGAAAAACGCAAAAGAGAGGAAAAAAAGAAAGCAGAGGCAGAAGCAGCUGCCAAGGCGAAAAAUACUUCACCCUUCGGAAAUGGAUUUCAGUUGGGCGAUUUGUGGGGAAACAAUAGCAAUAAUAUGGCGACAACGUCAACAACGUCAGGUUUUGGAACAAGCGGUGCAGCUGUAGGAAGUGGGUUUGGUAUGAUGAAAACUUCGCCAGCACCUUUAUUUGGGUCAACGACAACCAAGCCAACCGCACCCAUAUUUGGAAACAAGACAGCAGCAUCUGUUGUUGCUUCUAAUAUACCCUCAACAACAGAUCAACUUGUUGAGAAGAUGACGAACCUAGGCAUUCAAGAUCCUGUCGAUACCAUGGCGCUCCCUCAAUUUCCUAGUAGAUACAUUUACAUUGAAGACGAAACAACGGUCCUGGCAGAUGCAAACAACACCAUAGCCGGGAUUGAUAUGACAAAAUAUCAGGAAUAUUUGAAUAUGGAGAAGGAAUUGCUUAUGGAAGUGGAUGGCGCGGAUGACAGUAAAGGCGAAAUAUGGCAAGGUGAAACUUACGAAAAACAAGCAUUACCACGAGGUGUGGAUAAACAGUUUAAAAAGUUUACAGAAAGAGUGGAAUAUGCACCAUCCCAAUGUGUUCGGUAUGACUUUAAUGGCCAACCUUUAUUCUAUUCUGCUUUACAACCUCAGCAACAACAGAUAGCAUCGAGACGUUGUCCUCACUGUAAUAGCCCUCGUGUAUUUGAAUUCCAAUUGAUGCCCAACAUUUUAUCCGUCUUACCCAUAACAGAGUAUGCCUCAAAAGAACAAUCAGUAAAUCAAGAAGAGCAAAAACAGCAGCAACAAACCAAAAAAACGUUACUAGACAGCUGGAAUGUCGGCAUGGAAUUUGGUACUGUUUUAGUGUUCGUUUGCCAAAAAGACUGUCAUCCUGGGCAUAUGGAAGAUGUGGCUUAUAUGGAAGAAGAACUCAUUGUUCAAUAUGAGAUGGAUUAAUAUAGAUGUCAUGCAAAGCAUAAAUUGUAGAAAGUAGACAAUUCAUACGGAUAUACUCACGCUUUUGUCUCUAAUAAAGUAUCGAAAUUUUGCAAUAUGUACUAUUUUUGAUCAACAC
Molecule: messenger RNA, 1491 nt
Organism: Mycotypha africana
Lineage: Eukaryota; Fungi; Mucoromycota; Mucoromycetes; Mucorales; Mycotyphaceae
Product: programmed cell death protein 2
Exons: 3
Coding region: 27-1373 (448 amino acids)
Biological process (GO): maturation of SSU-rRNA
Cellular component (GO): cytoplasm
Source: RefSeq, a predicted model, not a curated record